Messenger RNA from Morone saxatilis (striped sea-bass), 4263 nucleotides. It is a transcript of the gene galnt7, whose product is annotated as UDP-N-acetyl-alpha-D-galactosamine: polypeptide N-acetylgalactosaminyltransferase 7. The record is from RefSeq and is a predicted model, not a curated record. The transcript has 15 exons. Bases 536 to 2476 code for a protein of 646 amino acids. Lineage: Eukaryota; Metazoa; Chordata; Actinopteri; Moronidae. Gene Ontology annotation, cellular component: Golgi apparatus.
AACCCCUUUGCACACCAGUCCAUGUCAGGAACUGCGGCACAUGAUUGGGAUAUGUGACUAUUAAGAAAUAUAUAGAAAAGAUUACAGAAUAAUUAAAAUCUCAGGCAACAUUCUUGCUUGCCAGUCUAAGCUAUGUAAUUGGGCUACCGACGCGUGGCUCCCAGCUAGGCAGAGCUAACGUUACAUUGCGGGGGACUGUUGCGCUGGAGCGGUGUCAGCAGCAGCAGGUCAGGGAGACAAACUGUCAGGAAGGAGACCGGAGACAGGGAUAAGAACCCGGAUAGGAGCAGUUUCCACCAACCUGGAGGAACAAAAUAUAACUUUAGCAGAAAGACACAGUCUCACCGCUGCCUGUCGUCGAGUUGGUACCAGCCUUGUAAUUCAAACUCGCAACAUCAGCAGCUAACUAGUCGUUAGCUACUCGGUUAGCUACCCUGUUAGCAGCCGGUCAGCCCUUCCUAAUAACAGUAGCAGCUAACCUAACCUAGCAUAGCUAGCUGUUGGCAGCCCGGGCUCCCCGCGAAGAGCCUCCAAGAUGAGGCUGAAAGUAGGGUUUAUUCUGCGGAGCUUGCUUGUCAUUGGGACGUUUCUUGGCUUGGUGGUGCUCUGGUCUUCUCUGUCCCCGAAACCCAACGAUGAAAACCCAUUUGGAAAACGGGAUGACAGUUUGCUGCCCAAAGGAGACAUAGCAGAUCAGUUUAAGCCUGUGGUGCCAUGGCCUCAUGUGGAGGGGGUCGAGGUUGACCUCAACUCCAUCAGACUCCAACAUGGAGAGGCCAACCAUCCCCAGAACCCUGACCAGCAGCCCAACCAGAACAAGGUGAUCCAGCAGCAGUAUGUGACAUUCAGACCCGACACUCACGCCUACUCCAGCCCCAUCCUGAAGAAAGGUAUUCUGGGGAACUUUGAGCCUAAAGAACCUGAGCCUCCAGGGGUCCCUAGUGGUCCUGGAGAAGGGGCAAAGCCUUUUAUCCUGGGUCCAGAAUACAAAGAUGCCGUCCAGGCUUCCAUCAAAGAGUUUGGCUUCAACAUGGUGGCCAGUGACAUGAUCUCACUGGACAGAACCAUCAGUGAUAUUCGUCAUGAAGAGUGUAAGUAUUGGCAUUAUGACGACAGACUGCUGACCUCCAGUGUGGUGAUUGUCUUCCACAAUGAAGGCUGGUCUACACUGAUGAGAACCAUCCACAGUGUCAUCAAGAGGACUCCCAGAAGAUACCUGGCUGAGAUAGUCAUGAUAGACGACUACAGCAAUAAAGUCCAUCUGAAGGAGCGUUUGGAGGACUACAUAAAACAAUGGAACGGUCUUGUAAAACUCUUCAGAAAUGAGAAGAGAGAAGGAUUGAUCCAGGCCAGGAGUAUUGGAGCCCAGAAGGCUACUAAAGGACAGGUGCUGAUCUACCUGGAUGCUCAUUGUGAGGUUGGAAUCAACUGGUAUGCUCCUCUGGUUGCUCCUAUUUCAAAAGACAGGACAGUAUGUACAGUACCACUGAUAGACUAUAUAGACGGUAAUGAGUACAGUAUGGAGCCCCAGCAGGGCGGAGAUGAGGACGGCCUGGCUAGAGGAGCAUGGGAUUGGAGCCUGCUCUGGAAGAGAGUACCACUUAGCCAGAGAGAGAAGGCCAAGAGAAAACAUACCACCCAGCCCUACCGGUCUCCGGCCAUGGCGGGUGGUCUCUUUGCUAUAGAGAGAGACUUCUUCUUUGAGCUGGGUCUGUAUGACCCAGGACUGCAGAUAUGGGGAGGAGAGAAUUUUGAAAUAUCAUACAAGAUCUGGCAGUGUGGUGGCCAGCUGCUCUUUGUACCAUGUUCUCGUGUGGGUCAUAUCUACAGACUUCAGGGAUGGCAAGGCAACCCUCCGCCUGCGCAUGUUGGAUCAUCACCCACUCUGAAGAACUAUGUUCGUGUGGUGGAGGUAUGGUGGGAUGAAUAUAAGGACUACUUCUAUGCCAGUCGUCCUGAAACUCUCACUUUAGCCUACGGAGACAUCAGCGAACUUAAACGCUUCAGAGAGGAACAUCGAUGCAAGAGCUUCAAGUGGUUCAUGGAGGAGAUAGCGUAUGACAUUCCACUGCACUACCCUCUGCCUCCUAAAAACGUAGAAUGGGGGGAGAUUCGCGGCUUUGAGACAAGUUACUGUAUUGACAGUAUGGGACACACCAAUGGAGGCAAUGUGGAAAUAGGACCUUGCCACAGGAUGGGGGGCAACCAGUUGUUCCGUAUAAAUGAAGCCAACCAGUUGAUGCAGUACGACCAGUGCUUGACCAGAGGAGGUGAUAAUUCAGCUGUCAUCAUCACUCACUGUGAUCAGAACCAGCACACUGAGUGGAAGUACUUCAAGGAUCUCCAUCGGUUCACACAUGUGCUAACAGGGAAGUGCCUGGACCGCUCCGACCUGCUCCACAAAGUGUUCAUAUCGGACUGUGACACCAGUAAAACCACUCAGAAAUGGGAGAUGAACAACAUAGUGGCUGUAUGAAGACUGUGAGCUUGGAGGAAACAUGGUGACUUUAUCAGGACGUACAUAAUGAUUAACACACGCCAAGAAAUACAUCCAUACUAUAAGUUUACAGAUAUAUCAAGCUGAUACUGUCAAGAGUCUUUGAUAUGAGCCAGUCAGUGUCAGUAAACCUCCAGAGUUGAAAGAGUAUCAACUAUUGACAGCUUCAACCCAAAACUGUUGGUAUCAGCCAAAAUAAGCCUCUGUCACACUCCAUAUGGUCAUGUAUUAUAGACACAUUGACACUCCAGAUGGAGGCUGAAGCUACUGGUCCUCAGAACGAGCUGUUGGACAAACACUGAACUGGAAACAUGUUGGGCUCCGUCUCUGUCCUUCAUUGUGUUUACACGCCGUCUCUCUAUCUGUUCUUUUGGGCUCUCAGGUCUUUUCUAAACCACUACACUGAUUUAUGAAAUUAAUCACAUCAGCUCCAACUAUUCAGCCAUGCUCUUAUUAGUCCUUUUCAAUCAGCUGUUAGUUCUUUCACCAAAGAAUAAUUUUUUAUCGGUGAAGGAUUCAAUCGCGUCAUCAUCAUCAUCAUCAUCAUCAUCAUCAUCAUCAGUGUGUUGGACCAGGUGAAGUGUUUAUACAUGCACUGGCUGGCGUAAUGCUCGCUUCUGUCUGCGAGUCGGGUUAAGAUUCAGGCUAGAGUAGUGGAUUAAAAUGGGAUAUCAAAAAGAAAGUGCUAUUGGACAUAUCAAUGGAAGAACAAUCAACAUGUAGAAAUUACCUGUUAGCACUUUCCUGCUUGGUUUGCGUCUCAAAGAGCUAAAUGUCACCAUGUCAGUCAUCCUUUGUCUGGGGCCAGACACAAGGUGGAGAGACUGUCCUCAGUUCCCAGCGAGAUGUAAGUAAACCUCCUGCAGGCACAUGCUGAGUAUGCUAAAAAAAGGACACAGACAUAUAGUAUUGUGUUUGUGUUUUUUCUUUCACAUUUGCACUCCAGUCUGUGAAAGGCAUUUUUAGUACUCCCAAUUAGAGGGCCACUUCUAGCUCGAAGCUAAUGCAGUAAUCUAACAGGCUAAAUUAGGUUCCAGGAUAAGCUAAAUUCAAUUAAACACACUGUAUCAGGACAAAAAAGGAAAAAUGAAAAUAAAUCAUGCGACGCUUGUGUCCUCUUGUAUAAAGCUUCAUACAGCCAGCGUUUCUCAUUCCCAUUGUGCCAUGUCUGAAACCAGCCCUCCUAGAAAAUGCUUUCAAAUGCACAACAGCAUAAAGAAAACUACCUUUAUUUUCUUAACUUUGAUUAGUUUCCAGUUACUUCUAUUGACUACCGUCUGCUUGAAUUAAUUUCCAUCAAUUUGAGCAGACACUGGGAUGCUUUAUAGGAGCUUAAAUGUGUUAAGGAGAGCACAUCUUUAAAAACAAUGACCUGACUGACUGACUGCCUUUCUGACAGUCUUGAUGAGUAAUUUAGUAGCUGACCAGUUGACUGUGAUUUAGCAACUGCCUGUCUGAAAAUUUAAAAAAAACCACUGGGUUGUUGGAUGAUACCUGUGAGAAAUACAUAACUGAUGGUGAGGGGAACAACAAAUGAAGACAAUGUGACUGCUUUUUUGUUUGUUUUUGCAAGGGGAAGAGGGUUUGGUGUACGGAUGAUCAUGUAUGCAAUGUUUUGUACAAUGUAAAUAGAUUUCUUUGUAAAGACGAUCAUGACGCAUUUUGUGAAGGGCCUUGAAUGAUGUUGUAAAUAUCUAACUUAUAGCAGAGAUUUAAUAUGGGCUGAGCAAUGGGUGAUUGAGCAAAUAAAAGACUUUUUACUACUA